AUGAGUCGCGGCGGAAAGCUUGCCCCAGAAGUCAACCGAGCUCUAUUCGUGAAGAACCUGAGCUACAACGUCACCCCGGAAGAGCUCUUCGACCUAUUCGGCAAGUACGGCGCAGUGCGUCAAAUCCGCCAGGGCAUUGCAAACAACACAAAGGGCACCGCAUUCGUCGUCUAUGAGGACGUAAUGGACGCCAAGGCAGCCUGCGACAAGCUCAACGGCUUCAACUUCCAGAACCGUUACCUCGUCGUGCUAUACCACCAGCCAGAGAAGAUGGUCAAGUCGAAAGAGGACCUCGAGCAGCGCCAGGCCAACCUAGAAGCUCUCAAGCGCCAACACGGUAUCGAUUAG
This is a messenger RNA of Aplosporella prunicola CBS 121167, 348 nucleotides long. RefSeq lists its product as uncharacterized. Gene Ontology annotation, cellular component: nucleus; ribonucleoprotein complex; cytoplasm. NCBI's taxonomy places the organism in Eukaryota, Fungi, Ascomycota, Dothideomycetes, Botryosphaeriales, Aplosporellaceae. The transcript has 5 exons. Gene Ontology annotation, molecular function: mRNA binding. The record is from RefSeq and is a predicted model, not a curated record. Bases 1 to 348 code for a protein of 115 amino acids.